UGCACAAGUGUAUAAAAGUCCUAUCCCACCUGCUGUCUUUUGACUCUUUCAUCUGAAGUCCAGAGUUCAUUCAGUCAAGUUGGGGAAAAAAAGCUUGAGAUGAGCAAGCUCACAAUUCUUGCAGGCUUAUGCCUGAUGUUAUGCUACCUGGGGUCUGCCAGCCGGAUGGAGUGCUACUUCACCAACUGGUCACAGUACAGACCUGGUGAUGGCAAGUUCAUGCCACAUAACGUUGACCCCUUCUUGUGCACCUCCCUCAUCUAUGCCUUCUCCAUCAUUAACUACAACAACGAGCUGGUCACCUAUGAGUGGAAUGAUGACAUACUCUACAAGGCCUUCAAUGAGCUCAAGAACAAAAAUCCUCACCUGAAGACUCUGCUGGCUGUUGGUGGAUGGAACUUUGGUUCUGGACAGUUUUCCAUCAUGGUGUCCACAGCAGCAAACCGACAGAAAUUCAUCCAGUCCACCAUUAGAUUUCUGAGGACUCAUGGAUUUGAUGGUCUGGAUCUGGACUGGGAGUACCCUGGUGCUCGUGGAAGCCCUCCUGAGGACAAGCAGAGGUUCACUCUUCUCUGUCAGGAACUUAUUGCUGCAUAUGAAGCUGAGGCCGUAUCCACCGGAAAACCCCGUCUUAUGCUGACAGCUGCCGUCGCUGCUGGAAAAGGAACCAUCGAUGGAGGAUAUGAGAUUGCUGAAAUUGCCAAGGCCCUGGAUUUCAUCAAUGUGAUGACCUAUGACUUCCAUGGAACUUGGGAGCAGUUCACUGGACACAACAGCCCCCUGUAUCGAGGAUCCUUUGACUCUGGAGACCUUAUCUACUUCAACAUUGACUAUGCCAUGAAGUACUGGAGAGACAAUGGCACGCCACUGGAGAAGCUGAGAAUGGGCUUCGCAUCUUAUGGUCGUACCUUCCGGUUGACAUCCUCAAACACUGGUGUUGGAGCGCCAGCUAAUGGACCCGCAUCAGCUGGACCAUACACCCGGGAAGCAGGGUUCUGGUCCUACUAUGAGAUCUGCACUUUCCUCAAUGGAGCAACAAUGGACUGGAUCACAGAUCAGCUUGUCCCUUAUGCCUACAAAAACAAUGAGUGGGUAGGAUUUGACAACAAGGAGAGCUAUGACAUCAAGGUGCGUUACCUGCAGGAUCAGGGCUUUGGAGGAGCCUUUGUGUGGGCCCUUGACUUAGAUGACUUUUCAGGCAAAUUCUGUGGUGAUGGUCCCCACCCACUGCUGUCUUAUCUGCGCAAGCUUCUUAACAUUGAACUCCCACCACUGCCUUCAACAACCACUCCAAAACCUGGUGCCAGCACCACCACCACAGCCACCACAACAACUACCACCACACACGCUCCUGGAUCUGGCUUCUGCAAUGGCAAACCUGAUGGUCUGUACCCCAAUCCCGAUGAUAAUGCCACCUUCUUCAUGUGUUCUGCUGGAAUCACCCAUCUAACCCAGUGUGGGGCCGGAUCCGUCUAUCAUGACUCCUGCAAGUGCUGUGGAUGGCCUUGAGAGAGAAGAAGGCAGUAUCACUCAGACCGCUAUGUGUGCAACAUUUUUCUAAAUUCGUCUCCCACUAUUGCCCUAUAGAAAAUUUUUAUUUUUGUGGAGUGUGUUGUAAAGAUUACAGUUGAAAAAUAAAACAUAUAUAUUCCAUUUUACUUAAGAUGUGAAAUCAAACAUGUUUUUGUGGCUGGUGAUAAAAGUAUUAGUGGAUCUUUUUCUUCUCUGCAAAAAACAGCUGUGUUUGAA
Oryzias melastigma (Indian medaka) is the source of this 1749-nucleotide messenger RNA. Its product is annotated as acidic mammalian chitinase. Gene Ontology annotation, biological process: carbohydrate metabolic process; chitin catabolic process. Bases 100 to 1509 code for a protein of 469 amino acids. The record is from RefSeq and is a predicted model, not a curated record. The transcript has 12 exons. Gene Ontology annotation, cellular component: extracellular region. NCBI's taxonomy places the organism in Eukaryota, Metazoa, Chordata, Actinopteri, Beloniformes, Adrianichthyidae. Gene Ontology annotation, molecular function: chitin binding; chitinase activity.